Molecule: messenger RNA, 2100 nt
Organism: Pyrgilauda ruficollis (rufous-necked snowfinch)
Lineage: Eukaryota; Metazoa; Chordata; Aves; Passeriformes; Passeridae
Gene: ABCG4
Product: ATP binding cassette subfamily G member 4
Cellular component (GO): plasma membrane
Molecular function (GO): ATP binding; ATP hydrolysis activity; ABC-type transporter activity
Source: RefSeq, a predicted model, not a curated record
AUGGCCCCAGCUCAGUGCUGGCCUGGCCUCCCAGGCUGUGGAAAGAGCCCGGAAGGUGAAACGAUGAGCUGAGGAAGGCAGAGAAGGAAUGGCACCAGCAGGGCCCCCUCCGCUCUGUUAAGGCUCACCCAGCAAGCCCAGGGGGACCCCAGGCACUGUCUGAGGAGCGGCAGGAUGGCGGAGAAGGGCAUGGAUCCCGCCUGCGUCUCCAUCGCCCUGGAGGACACCGUGUGCCACGCCGGCCCUCCCGACGCCCCGCUGCUCACCACCCACUUGAAGAAGGUGGAGAACCACAUCACGGAGGCACAGAGGUUUUCCCACCUCCCCAAGCGCUCGGCUGUCAACAUCGAGUUCAUCGACCUGUCCUACUCCGUGCGGGAGGGGUCCUGGUGGAGGAAGAGAGGGUACAAGACUCUCCUGAAAUGCCUGUCAGGGAAGUUCUGCCAGCGGGAGCUCAUCGGGAUCAUGGGCCCCUCGGGAGCUGGGAAAUCCACACUAAUGAACAUCCUGGCUGGCUACAGGGAGACUGGCAUGAAGGGGCAGAUCCUGGUGAACGGGCGGCCACGGGACCUGCGCACCUUCCGCAAGAUGUCCUGCUACAUCAUGCAGGAUGACAUGCUGCUGCCACACCUCACCGUGCUCGAGGCCAUGAUGGUCUCUGCUAACCUGAAGCUGAGCGAGAAGCAGGAGGUGAAGAAGGAGCUGGUGAAUGAGAUCCUGACGGCCCUGGGGCUGCUGGAGUGCUCCUACACCCGCACCAGCUCCCUGUCGGGGGGGCAGCGCAAGCGCCUGGCCAUCGCCCUGGAGCUGGUCAACAACCCGCCCGUCAUGUUCUUCGAUGAGCCCACCAGCGGCCUGGACAGUGCCUCCUGCUUCCAGGUGGUGUCCCUGAUGCGCUCCCUGGCUCAGGGUGGGCGCACCAUCAUCUGCACCAUCCACCAGCCCAGCGCCAAGCUCUUCGAGAUGUUCGACAAGCUCUACAUCCUGAGCCAGGGCCAGUGCAUCUUCAAGGGCGUCGUGACCAACCUCAUCCCCUACCUGAAGGGCCUCGGCCUCCACUGCCCCACUUACCACAACCCCGCUGACUUCAUCAUCGAGGUGGCCUCGGGGGAGUACGGGGACCUCAACCCCGUCCUGUUCCGCGCGGUGCAGAAUGGGAUGUGCACCAUGGCUGAGAAGAAGAGCAGCCCUGACAAGGCAGACUCGUCGUGCCCAACGUGUGGGACGGAUGUGGAUCACAUCGAGAGCCACACGUUUGCCACCAGCACCUCAACUCAGUUCUGCAUCCUCUUCAAGAGAACCUUCAUCUGCAUCCUGCGGGACACGGUGCUGACCCACCUGCGGUUCAUGUCCCACAUCUGCAUCGGGGUGCUCAUCGGGCUGCUCUACCUGCACAUCGGCAACGACGCGGGCAAGGUCUUCAACAACACCGGCUUCCUCUUCUUCUCCAUGCUCUUCCUCAUGUUCGCUGCCCUCAUGCCCACCAUCCUCACCUUCCCCCAGGAGAUGACCGUAUUCCUGAGGGAGCACUUGAACUACUGGUACAGCCUCAAAGCCUAUUACCUGGCAAAGACCAUGGCAGAUGUGCCCUUCCAGGUGAUCUGCCCCAUCGCCUACUGCAGCAUCGUGUACUGGAUGACGGGCCAGCCCCCCGAGGCCACGCGCUUCCUGCUCUUCUCCGCCCUGGCCACCGCCACGGCCCUGGUGGCCCAGUCCCUUGGGCUUCUCAUCGGAGCUGCUUCCACUUCCCUGCAGGUGGCCACCUUUGUGGGACCCGUCACUGCCAUCCCCGUGCUGCUCUUCUCGGGCUUCUUCGUCAGCUUCAAGACCAUCCCCACCUACCUGCAGUGGAGCUCCUACGUCUCCUACGUCAGGUAUGGCUUCGAGGGGGUCAUCCUCACCAUCUACGCCAUGGAGCGCGAGGACCUGGAGUGCCUCGAGGACUUCUGCCCUUUCCAAAAGCCCAUCAAGAUCCUGCAGGAGCUGGACGUGGAGGAGGCCAAGCUCUACCUGGACUUCCUCAUCCUGGGCAUCUUCUUCGUCAUCCUGCGGCUCCUGGCUUACCUGGUGCUCAGGUACAAGGUCAAAUCUGAGAGAUAA